Molecule: messenger RNA, 459 nt
Organism: Alternaria incomplexa
Lineage: Eukaryota; Fungi; Ascomycota; Dothideomycetes; Pleosporales; Pleosporaceae
Exons: 3
Coding region: 1-459 (152 amino acids)
Source: RefSeq, a predicted model, not a curated record
AUGGAUCCCGAUGCGCCCGUGGCCAAUGAGCCGGAGCCAGGAGUCUUCCGUUGGAUCAUGGGCUUCCUUCUGGUCGGCGCAUGCUGGGGGCUUACAACACCGUUCAUGCGCAAAGCUGCCAUGAACUACACGCCGCCCCAACGCCCCGCCCUCACCGAUCCGAACAACUCCUGGCUGAAGAAGAAAGUCUUGGGCGUACUCUACGCCGUAAUUGGCGUCUUGAGCAGGCCAGCGUAUGCGAUACCGCUGUUGUUGAACGUUACCGGCAGUGUGUGGUUCUUCAUAUUGAUAGGCAAGGCGGAAUUGAGCCUCACGGUGCCAAUCACCAACAGUCUUGCGUUCCUGUUCACCGUGUUGGGAGAGUGGUGGGCAGAGAAGAAGGUCAUCAGUCGGGACACCUGGAUAGGCAUGGCCUUUGUACUCGGCGGGAUCGGAUUAUGCGUCCAGAGCAAAUCUUGA